Messenger RNA from Thelazia callipaeda (thelaziosis nematode), 6111 nucleotides. NCBI's taxonomy places the organism in Eukaryota, Metazoa, Nematoda, Chromadorea, Rhabditida, Thelaziidae. The record is from the annotation of a GenBank genome assembly.
AUGGAUCAUCGAAGAUGCUGUCACUAUGAUGCAAAGGCUUUUCCAUCUGCUGGUUUAUUACCAUUUUUACAAAGUUAUCUAUGCUCUCUACGAAAUCCUUGUCGCAAAAGUCCAACAACAGGCGAUGAUACAAACACAAUUAAUGGCAACAUCGCCAGGCAGUCGCUAGUUGUCAAAAUCAUUAGGAUUAUGGCUGAAAUUUAUGCAGCAAUAGGUUCAGAGCCAGAUAAAUGGGCAAACUUAUGGAAUACGAUUAUUCGAUUGGUUGAUAUACUUGCGCAGCUAAAAUCAGAAGCAUUUCAAAUGCCCAUUCCCAUUUCGCUUUUAAUCAGCAACGAAGGACCAUUGUCAUUGUUAUUUUCCAAUAAGAAACUACACACUCUUUGUGAUAACAAACUGCGUAAAAAGGGAUUAAUUCUUGAAGAAGACGUGUCUGAUGCGAUGUUUCUCUGUGAUUUGUCUUGGCUUCAGAUGGUAUCAACAAGCGAAAAAAUUGUGGAAACAAAAGAAUUAGAGCACAUUUUCAAGACAUUGAACGAUUUUCGCAAUGAUCUGCUAAUUGAAGAUAUGGUUUCAAUUGUAGCUGAUCUUAUCUUCAACAAUAGUUUUUCAAUUACAAGUGCAUUAUACUGUGGAAGUGACUCUUUUGAUCAGUUGUCAAGGAGCAAAGAAUCAAUUCCCGAGAGAGGAGCUGCAACAUCUGCUUACAGUGAUGAUCGCAAUAAAGUUUAUGAUUUUCUACGUCACGUAAUGCCUCAUUCUGAGGAUAAACAUGAUCAAAAAAAGGAUUUCUGUGGUACCAUUCCGAUUCGUUCAGACAACAAUUGUUCUUUUUUGGAAGCAGCUGAAUUAUCUCAACUGAUGCCAAUCAUUAAUGGUUAUAUAUUGUUAUCGCCAGCUUCUCCCGUAAUAACAGAUUUCACACGAAAACUAUCAAAUCCUCUUCGAUGGUUUAGUUUAUUAUACAGCUCAAUUGUUGAUUUUAAUCAGUUGGCGCCACACCUGCAGCUUGCAUUAUUUAAAAGUAAACUUCAUCCAGCAUCGAAAACAGUGAUCGAACUGUUGAAAUUAUUGGAAAAAUCCGGCAUUUUACGUAGUGAUUGGGCGAAAUCUCUCUCAUCUACGUUGGAAACGAUGUUCAACACGCCAGAUGAUGACUCGUCUUUGUUUAUGCAAAUAAAAAGAAUAUCACUGUAUGUGGAGGAUAUUCUGCAAUGCUUUACAUUCGAUCGCUUUUUCAUUGUUUCAAACGAAAGUGAACUGGUAAAUUGUGCUCAGUGUCUGAUGGAUUAUAAUCAAUACAUGGCUGGUAUUGUUAUCCUCGGUAUUGAUCAAAACUCCACAGAUUUACCAUCUAUAGUAACUUACAAAAUACGCUAUCCACCGAAUUAUAUUGAUUCAACUAGACAAAUAAUGGAUUCAUUUGCCCAUCAGAGUUCACGUGACCACUUCUUAGUUGAUCUCAAAUAUCUAACAUUUGGAUUCAGUUUUCUUCAAGAAGCUGUAGAUAGGAUCAUCAUUGAAAAUGCUACUGCUCAGGAGUUUGCAACGGGUUUAUAUGCUCAGCAAGAGCCAUAUAAAUGUUCUUUUAUUGAUAAAUUUGACAUCAUGAACUUUCUGGAAAUGUUUGUCAUUCUAUCGUGGAUGAUUCCAUCAGCAUUACUUGUUAAGAAUAUCGUUCAUGAGAAGGAAAUGAGAUUAAAAGAAAUGAUGCGUAUUAUGGGUCUUGGAGAUUCUAUCCACUGGGUUUCAUGGAGUCUACAAUCAUUUUUGCUGUGCUUCAUCUCAACUCUUUUCAUUUCUCUCCUACUUAAGCUAUUCUUUCCUCAAACAGCGGUAGCAUAUGGUCUGGAACUAAUUCACUUGGCUGAUAUUAAUUAUAUGACUAGUUGGUCCGCUAUUACUUCUAUAUAUGUUAGAGUUUUGAAGAAAAUCUGUCACUAUUUAAUUACAACAGAAUAUGGCAUCACCCUCUCGACAAUAAUCAUUGCGUUUGCAUUGGACACAUUUAUAUAUGCUAUUUUGGCUUGGUAUGUUAGUGCAGUAUUCCCAGGUGCUUAUGGUGUACCACAACCAUUUUAUUUUUGCCUUACUUUACGAUAUUGGCUUGGGGACAAAUAUAUUACACAUACGUCUUUGAAAUCUUAUUCAUCUGACAUAACAUCAGAAAAUUUCGAACAAGAACCAGUAGACUUGAAUUUAACAGUUAACAUUUGCAAUCUUGUGAAGAUUUACAAUAAUGGAAUUAAAGCGUUGAAUAAUUUGAAUAUUCGAUUCUUUGAGUCGGAGAUAACUGCUUUUCUGGGUCAUAACGGUGCUGGGAAGACGACCACUAUUUCAAUUCUGACUGGUUUCACAAAGCCAACAUCUGGUAAUGUGUUUGUCUAUGGCUUGAAUCUUAAAACUGACAUUCAAACUAUACGUAGCUUCAUUGGCAUAUGUCCACAGCAUAAUAUACUCUUUGAUAAAUUAACUGUCGCUGAACAAUUACGAUUUUAUGGUGCUUUGAAAGGUAUUCCAAAACACAAGUUAGAUUCUGAAGUCUCCAAAACUAUUAAAGAUCUCGGCUUCAGUGGCUUGGAAAAUAAAUUUGCAAAUUUGCUUUCAGGUGGAAUGAAGCGCAAAUUAUGCAUAGGUAUUGCAUUAAUUGGUGGUUCAAAAUUGGUAAUUCUUGAUGAGCCAACAGCAGGGGUAGAUGCUCAUUCUCGGAGAUUUAUUUGGGAUAUACUAAUGAGAAAUAAAACAGGUCGUACAAUUAUUCUUUCCACACAUCAUAUGGAUGAAGCGGAUGUACUAGCUGAUCGGAUUGCUAUCAUUUCUGAGGGUCAACUCCGAGCUGCAGGCUCAUCAUUGUUUCUCAAAAAAAAGUUUGGAAAUGGACUGCAUUUGCAUGUUUGGAAAGCAUCGUCUGUUAGUGAAGAAUCCGAAAACCCUUUACACAAUUUUUUGUUAAAACAAACUGGUGGUCACUGCGUGCUUGCAGAACAGUAUGGAAAUGAGGAACUUUAUCAAAUAUCAGACAACCUUGGGGCUUCUGAUUUGAAAAAAUUGUUUGAGGAGAUUGAUGCAUUAAAAGAUGAAUUUGGAAUCAUUAAUUAUGGUAUUACUGCUCCUACGUUACAACAGGUUUUCUUAAAAUUAGCACCAAACGAAGAAAGAAUUCUUCAGAAGGAUCAGCGCAGAUUAUGGAUUGCAGAAACUUUCUGUUUUCUAGAUCAUGGACAUCCUGUUGUGACGUACAUAAAUGACAAAACUCAGUUGAGAAAUCAGCAGUUAAAAGCUGCAAUAAUGAAACGUCUGCACAUAUCACGACGAAGCAUUGUAGUGAUGUGUAUUGAGAUAUUGGUACCAAUAUUUUUGAUAUUUGCGGCGGAAAUAUAUCGCAAACUUGUUGUUGAACUAAGCAUAAGCUAUAAACCAGAACCAGAACCUCCUCUGGAACUUGUCAGUGGAAUUUAUGGAGACUGGACUCUAGGUUAUUUCAGUCUCGAAAAUCAAAAUCAAACAACGAGGGGAGAAGAAUACCUGAAAGCAAUGAUGGUAUUUCCUGGAACUGAUGUUCGCUGCACUGAUGACAGUCCUCUCAACCCUGCUUUAGAUGGAUCGAUUUAUUCGUGCUAUGUUAAUGUCAGCUUCUUAACGAAUCUCACUCUGCCAUCCGCACCAGCUCCUUUCAACGUUCCACAGAAAUGUGGCUGUGAUUUUACAGGUUGGAACUGUACAGCUGAUGAUGAUUUUAAUUACACUUUGCGCAAUGUAACACUGCCAUCAGCCAAUAUUUUUUAUGACGUUACUUAUCGAAAUCUUUCGCAGUUUCGAUUGCUUACAUCAGAUUUAGCUAUUAAAUAUCCAUUAAUGACGGGUGGUUGGCAGUUCGCUCAAAUCAGUGAAGUAGCGUUUGAUGCCGCUAAAACAUCUAGUGCUCAGCGUGGGUUCAUCGAAACCUUAAAUUUCUUGGAAAGUGCAUCCAAAGCGUGGAAUAUCGACUGGCAGCAUAUUGUGGAUAACAUUAGCUUUGUGGAUAAUCGAUUCAAACCUGAUAAUAAAACUUUUAAAGAUCUGAUUGUGCUUUCUUUAGCAAAUAUGGAUAAAGAAGAAAAUACUAAGAUAUGGUACAAUAAUAAACUAUGGGCUUCCUUACCUAUUUUCACCAAUGCAUAUCAUAAUGCUGUCUUACGCUCUGGAAAUUCUUAUAAUCCAGCGAGUAUGGGAAUUCUUACUUAUUCACAUCCGAUCAAUUAUACAUUGUCAUCUUAUACAGAAAAUGUUCCAUUACUUAAAAUGAUGUCUUUUCGCAUAAUUUUAUUGCUUCUUGCGGUUUCACUUAUUAGUGCUUCAUUUGGCUUACCGCUUGUCGAAGAACGAGUAUCACUCAGUAAGCACUUGCAAAUGAUCUCAGGCUUAUCACCACUGAUUUACUGGCUUGCUGUUUCUGUAUAUGAUAUUAUAAUAUUUCUAAUAGCUGCUGUCAUAAUUGUCAUUGGUUAUAUUAUCUUGGAAGUGGAUCAAUUUGCUGUCAGCUUCCUAUAUUCGGUUGUAUUCUUCAUUUUGCUCUUUUGCACAGGACUAACUCUCACAUCGCUGACUUAUCUGUGUCAGAUGAUAUUUUCCAUCCCUUCUUUGGCGUAUAUCGUUAUUGGUGUCGGAUUCUUCUUCAUUGGUGCAAACUGCACUACAGUUGUGAUAUUCUUAGAAAGUCAAUUGCUGCAGGACAAAGCAUUGGUAUUAGCUUAUGACAUCUGUAGUGUUUUGUUUAUGGCUCUUCCGCAUUACAAUUUUGGCAUGGCUGUUUAUAGACUUAAUUUUGUGACCCUUUUACGAAUGCAAGGGGAAUCAUAUCUAAGUAACAUAAAUCGAAAAGAUGAACUUGAUCAUCUUCCUCUACCCAAUCCACUUGAGUGGCAUCUGAUGGGAAAGCAUCUUAUAGCACUUAUCGUCCAAUUUCAUAUAUUUUCGAUCAUCUUACUCUUAAUUGAGUACCGUUUUCAAUGGCAUUCAUGCACAAAAUAUUCUGAAUUGAAACGCACAAAGAAAUUGUUAUCAGCCUCUACAGAUUCUAAUGUGGAUGAGGAUGUUGUUAAGGAACGUAAGAAAAUAGAAAAUUUAGUUCCAGAAUCAAGUAACGAUUACAGAUUAAUUGUUCGAAAUGUCUCAAAGUCUUACGAUGGACAGACGUUAGCUGUGCGAGAUGUUACAUUCGCAGUGAAAAAUGGUGAAUGUUUGGGAUUAUUGGGAGUGAAUGGAGCUGGAAAAACCACAAUGUUCCGCAUGUUGACAGGACAGAUGUCAAUUGGUGCUGGAGAUGCCUUCAUCAACAGCUUAAGCAUUCAAUACAACAGUUCGAGUAAUCCGAGAAGUUCUGGUUAUUGUCCUCAGUUCGACGCGCUGAACCCAAAACUGACUGCCAGGGAACAUCUUAGAUACUACUCGUUUCUUCGAGGAAUCAGGAAGGAUUGUGUAGAUAAGGUAGUAAAUUGGACUUUGAACGAGCUACAUCUGAACACGUACGCAGAUGAGGUAGCGGGAAGUUAUUCAGGUGGAAAUAAGAGAAAGCUAUCAGUAGCCUUAGCUUUAGUCGCGGAUCCACCAUUACUACUUUUGGAUGAACCGAGCUCGGGGAUGGAUCCCUCCACCCAACGCUUUAUGUGGAAUGUUUUGCUGAAAUUACGUAAAAACAAGCGUGCGAUGGUUGUAACAUCACACAGCAUGGAAGAAUGUGAAGUACUGUGCAGUCGGGUCGCUAUUAUGAAUCGCGGGGAAUUGCAAUGUGUAGGACCCAUUCAGCAUCUCAAACAAAGAUUUGGUGAGGGAUAUAGUUUAACUAUUAGAUUGUCAAAAAAGGAAAGUAUCAAAAGCGUGCAGAAUUUAAUGGCAACAUUUCUUCCUGCUUCGCGUUUAGCUGCCGUCCACUCUUUAACUAUGUUCUAUCAAAUUCCAAACGCAUCUUCUACGGUUGCACAUAUAUUUGAUGUAAUAUGCAAGAUGCAAGAUACCAUAGAAAUUGCCGAUUAUUCAUUGUCACAAACAACUCUAGAUGACAUGUUUGUCUCGUUUGUGGAAAUGUCAUGCAACGAAUGUGACCCAAGUAAAACACCAUCAAGCGAAAAUUGA